AUGACGAGUAUGACGAAAGAUUAUUACGAGCUCGAUCCUGACGGAGAUGUUAUCAUCAUUUUCACCACGGCUGAUCCAGACAAUGCGAAUCAAGCUUCCGGCCCCAACGCUGUCCCGCACGAGUCCACCAAACCGGCUCAGGUCACUUGUGGCUCGGUCGAAAGCUCCUCGACUUCGGUUGCCGAUACAAGAGCGCAGAAACCUGAGCAGGAGGUUGGAAAUCAGACGAAAGCCGCCGCAAAAAAUGCCAGGGCAGUAAAAAUGAGGCUAGUAAAAAUGAGGGUCUCGUCAAAACACCUUUCUCUGGCCUCUCCGGUGUUCAAGAAGAUGUUACAUGGGCCGUGGAAAGAAGCUCAGGGCCUUCGCCUUGGAGACUUGGAAAUAGAGAUGAACUGGCAGAACAUGGACGCCAUGCUGAUAUUGAUGAAUGCCAUCCAUGGGAAUUGGCCUGAUAUCCCUCGUGAUGUGAGUCUUGAGAUGCUAGUGGAGAUGGCUACUCUCGUGGACUAUUACAACUGCCGGAAGGCUAUCGACCAUGCAUUAGAGCAUUGGACUCGAAAAUUACUGGGUGGAGCUGCAAAUGCAUCCUCUGACGACAUUGUUCGGUGGAUUUGGGUCUCUUGUGUUCUUCGAUCCACUCGAGUAUUCAAAUCUGCAACAUGUCGCGCUGUUACGCAGAACAAGGGUCCGAUCUCCACUCUCGGUUUGCCCAUCCCUCAGCCCUUCAUAGAUGCGAUCAACAAGAGACGUGAACACGGCAUCAAGACUACACUGUACUCUCUUCGUCGUCUGGUCACCGAUCUGCGAGAUGGUCGAACGUCAUGCUCCUUUGAAUGCGACUCCUUCCGACUCGGCGCUCUCACCAAACAACUACACGGGCAAGGGUUCCUAAAGCCGGUAGAUAAAGCCAACAUCCCUAGCAUUAGUCUGGAUCAACUGAAGAACUUCCUUCUCAACCUAAAGAGCCCAGCCUGGCGGGAGGUCACUUCAAAACGCCGUCGCGAUCAAGAUCAGCACCAUGGGCAUCCUUGCACCCUACAGUCUCUGAUAGCGCCUAUCUUGUGCAACUUGAUCUCCCAUAUGACAGGGUACGAAUACUCAGAAUUCAAGCAGCUGUCAUAG
Messenger RNA from Aspergillus lentulus, 1122 nucleotides. RefSeq lists its product as uncharacterized. The record is from RefSeq and is a predicted model, not a curated record. NCBI's taxonomy places the organism in Eukaryota, Fungi, Ascomycota, Eurotiomycetes, Eurotiales, Aspergillaceae.